GCCACCACGCCGCGCAGUAGCAGUCCUUCCUUUGCAGUACAUGAGUCCCCUUUCUGCUUGCAUCUGAGUCCUCUGAGUCCUCUUUCUGCUUGCAUCUGCAUUGCUGGAGUUUUGUCGAGUUUUGUCGAACAGCCAUCUCCACCGCCACAGUUGGACGCUGGAUAUCUGCAAGCUCGAAGUAGCUAUCCGACUGCUGCAGCACCGGCCCUUGACAACCCCCAGGACUGGGCACAACCUCCGCUCUGCACCGCUGCAUCUUCUGCCCACCCGACACUCAGGUGAUUCUUCUGCGCAUCCGGCACUCAGGUGAUGCUUGAGCGCGCCUCGACAUGCCUUGAAUCCGGCGGACGCCAGCUCUUUCGUGCUCCCAACCCAUGUCUGCGCAGUCGCCGCAAGCUGCACUCGACCUUCUGGCACCACGGUGCAAGCCAUCUAAGCCUGCCACUAUGGUGGGCUAUCAACCCAACACCCAAUGGCGACGCUGAUCAGCCGGCGACCAGCGCCGCCGACGCUGCGCCGCUGGAUUUCUUGUAUCCCGAGAAAACCCUCGCCCUGUUGCGGAGGCUUUCUGUGCGGACUGACGCGGCGUCAGACGCCAGGCGGCAGCAACUGCAUCGACCCACUAUCCGCGGUUAUGCUACCGCCCGGCGUACAGACCAUCGACUUGGGUCAGCUGCGCUAGAGGCAGGAGGAGAUGCGCUCAAUGCCGUCGAUGCCGUCGAUGCGGCAGAAGCAAAGGAAGCGAAGCGGGAGAUGCACGAGCGCUUGAUGGCAUCCUCUGCGCACGAGUCCCUGGGCGAGCUGCUGCGCAGGAAGGAGCCAGGAAAGCAGGAGCUCGCGUGGCAACUCUACCACGCGCUUCCCGCCCAAGGGUCCUCUGGCACCACCCCUGAUCUGCUGCUGCCCCUGCUCGAAUACCUCAGCGCAGACAACGAGCCAGCAGUGCCAACGCGCAUCAUCAGACUGUUCGAUCAGCUUCCGGACGCGGCUCGCACCGCUUCGUCGUAUCGAGCCGUCAUCGUUGCUCAUGUUGCACUUCGAGAAAUCGGGCCAGCCGUUAGUCUGCAUCGCACUGCUGCGAAAGGAGGGAGAUUCGUUGAGAAUGAGCACCACGUACCGGAUAUCGGAACGGGGGUGCUUCUUCGACGACUCGUUGCCGACGAGCAAUGGGAACUUGCCCUCCGCGUAUACUCGACGUAUGUCGCUGACCAUCGAUUCAGCAUAGACCGACAGCGAACAACAUACCGCAUCCGUUGGGGACAGGCUACCUUGCCAGAGAUAUGGACCGAGGCCGCUCACUUGCCGGAGAUCCAGGAGCACGUGCGGUCCCUUCUUGUGUACAGUCGCCAACACAAGGACGAGCUCAUGUCAACGCCCAAGAAGAAGAUGAUUUUCUACACGUUUGUUCAGAGCUUCCUGCCUCAUGUCAUGGAUAGGCUCCUGCACGUGCGCAAGCCAAACGAGGACGAGAUCUGGGAUUGGUUCACCAAACUCUUCGAGGAUCUUCACGCGCAGAACAUACCAGUCGACGCCAGCUACAACUACGCCAUCACCGCGAUGCUCAGACUUGAUCGGUACCGCAAGUACACGAACCAGCGGAAGAUCCAUCUUGAACUGUACCGUAGGUAUCGACAGUGGUAUCUUUACGAUCGCGUGGAUGACCCUGACUUCAAAACAUGGCCGCCUCAGCUACCCAUGUUAUCCUUGGUUCUUAGCAACCAUGGAACCCACGGCAGUCUGCACCGUGUGCACGAUAUGGUGCACGACAUCCGUACUUUCUACCCCAACAAGCCGCUUCCGCCCAACAUCCUAGGAGCCUUGUUGUUGAUCUUCGCCGAGCACGGUGAUGUCCAGCGAGUCAAUGAAUAUUUUGACGAGUUCUCCGCAAGCCAGGGCAAAGUAGACCCCAAGCAAGCCAACAGUCUCUUGUAUGUUCAAGCUCGACGCGGCGAUGUCCCUGGAGCGUUGGCAGUUUUUCGCCGCAUCCGCGAGGACCUGGGCUUCACACCCGACGUGCAGAUGUGGAAUACUCUGCUCCUUACCUACGUUCGUGCAGACGACCUCGAUGGCGCGCUCGAAACUUUCAACAAUGCCUUGGAUGCUGGCAUGGAGCCAAAUGAACACACUUUUGGGCCCAUGCUCGACAUGUGUGCGAACAGGGGCGAUAUUGAAGCUUUUGAAGCGCUGUACUCCAGAGCAAAGCAGAUGCAAAUUGCACUGGACAAUGACGUUCGAGCCCGAUCAGGCUACGUCCAGGCUUUCCUGAACGCCGAAGACGCAGACGGUGCAGAGGAGAUCGCGCAGGGUAUGCUGAAGCAGUGGAAGGCCGGUGCACUGACCGGACACCCGCUCACGCACACGUGGAACAUCAUGAUCCAGUACUAUGCUCUGCGAGGAGACGUUGCUAAUAGCAGAAGACUGUACCGGGAGAUGGUCGACAACAAGAUCCCUCUCGACAGCAUCACCUUCGCCAGUCUGAUGCGAUCCUUGAUCGAGAUCAAGCAGACGAACGCCGCGUACAAGAUCCUCAGAGUGACCCUUCCGGCCAACAGGAUGCGUGUAGAGGCCAUCCACUAUGCGAUCGUCAUGACUGGUUUUCUGAAAGAAGGUCAAUACGACUUGGCGCUGGAGACCUACGAGCGCAUGGUGGAACGAAACGUGUCGCAGACUAUCAGUUCUCGCCAAGCGUCGAUCAACACGGUCGGUAUGGCUGAGCUGGUGAGGUUGCUGAAGGUCAAGAAUCGCAAACCUCGACAACAUCUGCAGCACGUCGAACGACUUCUCCGCGACAUGCUAACAGAAGGCGAUGUUGGGCAAGACGUGGCGCAUCGUCAACCGAACCACAACCGCUACAUCGACGCGCAUACCCAGUCCAUCGUGCCCGCUUCCUACUAUGGACUUCUCAUCACCCUCUACAACACCCGCGGCGCCUACAAAAUCUGCAAAGAGCUGUUUGCCAAGGCAGAAGCCACCAUGAAGCCCUCCGACUUCGACGCUCCCACCACUUUCCUCACCGCUGUUAUGGAAGCGCACUACCGCGCCAAAGAAUGGGACGAAGUACAGAAAUGCUGGGACCUCAUCCGCGAGUCCUCGUCCAAGCUGAUCAAGACCUUCCAACAAGUCAUGAACCCCGCUCCAGAGCCUCCCGAGUCCCCCUCCCUCACCGACGGCGUCGUAAUCCAGCGCUUUGAAGAAUCCCGCAUCGCGCUCAACCGCCGUCAAGUCAUUGUCAAGGCAACCCGCAUCUACAUCCGCUCGCUCAUCAACCGCAACCCCAAGAAGAACCCGACCAACAAACUCCUCCAACAAGCGCAACUCACCAUCCGCGACUUGCUCGUCAACGGCUUCGUAAUCGACAACUUCACAUGGAACGAGUUCAUCGUCGCGCUCGCGCAAAACAACCAACUCGUCUCCGCCUUUACCAUCGCAGAAACCUACUUGAUGCCGCGCUUCCCCGGCUGGCGCAACCUUGCCCCGUUCUACGUGCGCCACGACAGGAAGGGGUAUCAGUGGAUGGAGCUCAGGCACUACGACGUUAAGCGCAACAGCGUGCUGCCCAGGUACAAGACGCUGGUUGUGCUGGCCAAGGCGCUGGCGGAUGUCAAGGAGGAUGAGCGGAACGGCGUUGGGUAUGUGGAGAGGGAGGUUAAGUGGGCGAGGGAGAUUCUGGAGGAGAAGGCGCCGAGUGUGUGUCGUGCGGUGGAGACGAUGCCACGCACGCAUGAUGAGAUGCAGGAGAGGUAUUUUGGGAAUCAGAGGGGGGUGAGGUAUUAGGUGUUGUAAGAUAGUGUGUGUUUUGUAUUUGAGAUGUGUAUAUAGGUAAACGUUAGUGAAC
Messenger RNA from Macroventuria anomochaeta, 3835 nucleotides. RefSeq names its product TPR-like protein. The coding region runs from base 310 to 3774 and encodes 1154 amino acids. The transcript has a single exon. NCBI's taxonomy places the organism in Eukaryota, Fungi, Ascomycota, Dothideomycetes, Pleosporales, Didymellaceae. Gene Ontology annotation, molecular function: protein binding. The record is from RefSeq and is a predicted model, not a curated record.